UUCUUUUUUCCUUUAUAGGUGAAUUUUGUGGUAUGCCAGCUCGUUGCUUUGUUUGCUGCUUUCUGGUUUCGCAUCUACUUAAGUCCCGGUAAAACCAGUCCCUUGGCCCGGCACACAUUUGCCACCAUUUUUGGCAUCUACUUUGUCAUCUUUUGUUUUGGUUGGUACUCUGCACAUCUGUUUGUGCUGGUGUUAAUGUGCUAUGGAAUCUUGGUCACUGCAAGUGUAUCCAAUAUUCACAGAUACUCCUUUUUUGUAGCGAUGGGCUACCUGACGAUAUGCCACGUCAGCAGAAUAUACAUCUUCCACUAUGGAAUCCUCACUACGGAUUUUUCUGGGCCUCUGAUGAUUGUCACUCAGAAGAUCACAACCUUGGCCUUCCAAGUUCAUGAUGGACUAGGUCGAAGAGCGGAAGACCUGUCUGCUGAGCAACACCGACUUGCUGUAAAAGUAAAACCCUCUUUUUUGGAAUACCUAAGCUACCUUCUCAACUUCAUGAGUGUCAUAGCUGGACCGUGUAACAACUUCAAGGACUAUAUAGCCUUCAUCGAGGGUAGACAUGUACACAUGAAGCUGCUGGAAGUGAACUGGAAGGAAAAAGGCUCCCACAGCCUGCCAGAACCUUCUCCCACUGGAGCGGUGAUCCACAAGCUGUGCGUGACCGGCGUGUCUCUCCUUUUGUUUUUGACGCUCACGAAGACCUUCCCGGUCACCAGCCUGGCUGAUGACUGGUUUGUUCAUAAGGCAAACUUUCUGACGCGGCUGGGCUACUUAUAUGUUGUCAUGCAAGCCUCAAAGCCCAAGUACUACUUGGCCUGGACGUUAGCUGAUGCCGUGAAUAACGCAGCUGGCUUUGGGUUCAGCGGAGUGGAUCAGAACGGAAAUUUCUGUUGGGAUCUGCUUUCUAACCUAAACAUCUGGAAAAUUGAGACUGCUACAAGUUUCAGAAUGUACCUAGGAAACUGGAAUAUUCAGACAGCUACUUGGCUAAAGCGAGUGUGCUACGAGCGUGUCCCCUGGUACCCUACAGUGUUCACCUUCAUCCUGUCUGCCCUGUGGCAUGGUGUCUACCCUGGGUACUAUUUCACCUUCUUAACUGGAAUCCUCGUCACAGUAGCAGCCAGGACGGUGAGGAACAACUGUAGACAUUACUUCCUUUCUUCGAAAGGCCUCAAGGUUGCUUAUGACGUGGCCACCUGGGCUGCCACGCAGCUGGCCGUCUCCUACACAGUGGCGCCCUUUGUCAUGUUGGCAGUUGAACCCACCAUCAGUUUAUACAGGUCCAUGUACUUUUAUUUACACAUCCUCAGUCUCCUGAUAAUACUGUUUCUGCCAAUCAGACCACAAGCUCAUAUUCAAAGGCAGCCUCAGAACUCAGUUAAUAGGAAAAAAACGGACUGAUAUCCCCAAGGAAAGCUGGAUACGGAAAACUGCAAAACAUCGGAAGAUGAGAUGACAAGGUUCCAGGGUUCUUCUGUGACUUGGAGGCGAUGUUUACAUGCAUCUUUUUUUUUUUUUUUUAAUAAAAGUUCAGGGAGUAUUUUAUAAAGCCUUUUCGUACCGCUAAAUCCGCCACGUCCAGUUAACCUGUUUUAAUAUUUUAUAGGACGUUUGAGUGGUGAAUGGGCCAGAGUUGCAGCAACAGUCCAUCUGGGCUGCUUUCCUGGUAUGAUUUCCAGCCCCGGACAUGUGGACACUGGGACCCGGACAUCUGCUCCGGACGUUAGCAGGUGACUGCUGAGACUUGUCAGAGGCUCAUCAAACCAGAACGUACCACAUAGAGCUGUUCCUGGGGAAGCCCCAAAUCCUUUGACUUGGGACAUGACUGUUUCGAACACAAUAACUGCACUCAGAGACCACGGAGGAGCAGGGUCGGAGGCUGCUUUUCAGGUACCGAAAACUGUACGAGCCAGGAGGGCCAACUGUGAACACUUGAAGGGACCAAAAGCCAGCCUUGCCCCGAAGUAGGCUGCACCUUUCCCCAGGGAUGUCUCUCUUCCAUCUUUUCUCUUCUGAAUUGAGCCAAAAUUGUCAAUCAGAAAGCCGCCUGGACGCGCCCACCAGGAGUCUCGGAGGGGCUGCCGUUCCCAGAUCUCUUCCCAUUUCACAGGCGCCCCUGCUUGUCCAGGGACGGCCCUGAGGAAUCAGCCCCGAGUUCAAAGCCUCGAGGCAGAAGAAUGUUUCCUAAAGAAAUAGUGGCUUAAAGGAGUAGUUUAAAGUUACAUAGAAGUUUGGUCAGAAGCUGAUGCUUGGCUCUUUUCUUCCCUCAUUUCACGGAGGUGUUAAAGGUCACGGCCACCAGGGGCUGCCUGUCCUGUUUCCUUUCAGGGCUGAUUCGAUCUGACUUUGUAUUAGUUGAACUUUCCUGUAGGAAAGCAAACACGGAGACAGUUUUCUGUCUUUGAUAUGAAUGUGCUGUGGCUCCUUCUGGGGAUUUCUGUUGGGUAAUAUUCUACCUGGAGAAAGAAACAGGGUAUUAAAUGUUGUGGAAAAUAAUGAUGAUGAUAAUGAAUUAUAUGCUACAAUACUGUGCCCUCAAUCAAGUGCCUUGGGAGGAGAGAAUUUGUUCAAAUCAGAUGGCUAAAAAUUAGUUUGUGACUGAAUAAAGACGGUUAUAUAAAGGAAA
Messenger RNA from Myotis davidii, 2626 nucleotides. RefSeq names its product membrane bound O-acyltransferase domain containing 1 (gene MBOAT1). The coding region runs from base 196 to 1401 and encodes 401 amino acids. The transcript is spliced from 12 exons. NCBI's taxonomy places the organism in Eukaryota, Metazoa, Chordata, Mammalia, Chiroptera, Vespertilionidae. Gene Ontology annotation, biological process: lipid modification. Gene Ontology annotation, cellular component: membrane. Gene Ontology annotation, molecular function: acyltransferase activity. The record is from RefSeq and is a predicted model, not a curated record.